Messenger RNA from Achroia grisella, 785 nucleotides. RefSeq lists its product as uncharacterized. Bases 1 to 606 code for a protein of 201 amino acids. The record is from RefSeq and is a predicted model, not a curated record. The transcript is spliced from 5 exons. Lineage: Eukaryota; Metazoa; Arthropoda; Insecta; Lepidoptera; Pyralidae.
AUGACCAGCUUCACAAUUAUGCUUGUACAUAGUACACUCGCAUUGAAAUACUCGAUACUGACUGACCCGGCGAUCUCUACCGCACACGGGAUUGUCAAUCACGUGACAAUACGUGGCACGCCAACACCAGUACUUAUUGCUAACAGCCAGCAAAUAUGUUUGGAGUCAAAGUUUUGCGUGCACACGGGCAAAAGGCGUUGUGGAUUGGAUUCUACUACGAGGGAAGUGAGACGAUUUUUGGAUAAAUGUGAUAUGUUCGAGUUUAACUGCCAGUAUAAAAAACUUUCUCUUCUAUUGGUGUGCUGUUUGUUAUGUGUGGCAGCUCAUGGGCCACCUCAAGAUCGCGACAGCGAGGACAUCGCAAUGGGGAGGAAGGUAAAAAAAAUGGGUGCGAAAUGGUGCAGCAUGGCGCGGGUUUGCAACCAUGAUCGAGUGCCGAUCUGUGGCAUCAGCCAUGCCGGAGACGUGAUGGGUUUCAGGGAUCUAUGCGACAUGUUUGAUUUCAACUGCAUCAGGCGACGAAAUUACAAGCAAACAGCGUGUCCAGAAGAUAAAUCUAUACUUACUGUAUCACGUCGACCUACAAAUAGCUAUUAUGACGAUUAAACCAAAAUAUUAGACAUUAUUUACGAAUACAAUUAGUAUUUAUUAUAAUUAACUUAAUAUAAAUUAUAAAACAUAUUAACAUUUAACAGAAUUUUCAUAAUCCAUAAAAUUUAUUCUUUCUUCAUAAACUACAAAAUUUACUUACACGUUAUUUAACGUUUAUUUACAAAUAAUCUACU